Drosophila busckii is the source of this 1675-nucleotide messenger RNA. RefSeq names its product DNA-binding protein Ets97D (gene Ets97D). Gene Ontology annotation, cellular component: nucleus. The record is from RefSeq and is a predicted model, not a curated record. Bases 229 to 1656 code for a protein of 475 amino acids. Gene Ontology annotation, biological process: regulation of transcription by RNA polymerase II; cell differentiation. NCBI's taxonomy places the organism in Eukaryota, Metazoa, Arthropoda, Insecta, Diptera, Drosophilidae. The transcript has 5 exons. Gene Ontology annotation, molecular function: sequence-specific DNA binding; DNA-binding transcription factor activity, RNA polymerase II-specific.
UAUAUUCAUUCAUAUAUUUCAUAUUGCAUUUAAACAGCGCGCUUUUGCAGUAAAAAGCUGAGUGCUACGACACGCAAUUUGCGCGCAGUAUCGACUGAACCAACUAUCGAUAAUUUUCACAUCUAAAUUUAAGUCAAAAAUUUGGUUCGAUCUGGUAACAUUGAUAUUAUCGGCAUCGAUUCUUUUGGAAGCACUACAAAACAUUACAGAAAUUAUAAACAAAUUAAAAUGGAUAGCAACAAUGAUCUUUCGGAUGAAUUAAUGCAACGGCUGACUGCUGGCGGUGGCCUGGAGGAAGUGAUAGCCAGCGAAAUAUUUGAAGAGAACAACAUUUAUGAGGACGGCCAUGAUGUGGAAAAUGAACCAGACGACAUUAUUGUUGUGCACAUGGACAUUAGAGAACCGCUUAGUACACUUAAAAGACUUGUGGAACAAAAGAUUGGCGUGGAAUUAAACUAUUAUACAUUUUGCCUGCAAGAUGCACAAGAACUGGAACCCCACAAAAAUCUUGUCGAUCAGUGUGUUAAGGGCGAGGGUCUGGUGCAGAUCAAUGUUCAAAUACAAACUAUACGCAAGAAAAUUAAUAUUGCCGAUGUGCUGAAGCCCACUGAAGCUGCGUUGGCUACAAUUGCGCUGGAGGACACAACGCAGCUUCCUGCCGCUCAGGAAACAAAUAGCAGUUGCAAGAGUUCGCCGCCCAGUAGUCCAAUAAAAGCCGCAAAGAAGCGCAAGAUUAAGGAGGAAUCAGCAGAUGUGGAUGUUACGGACGAGGACAAAGAGACGGAUGUUGAUGUGGCCAAACCAGUGCUCAACUGGGUGCUCGAUAGCAAAUUCAAGCGCGAGCAGGCACGACUCAAAAUACCCGAAGCAGUCAGUGAAUGGACACAAGCGCAUGUAUCUCAUUGGCUUGAAUGGGCCAUCAAGGAGUUUGAGCUGCGCGAUAUUAAUAUGAAUGACUGGUGCAUCAAUGGCCAAGAGCUAUGUGCCAUGACGCAUGAAUGGUUUAGUCGGAAAUUGCCACGCGAUCCGGGAAACGUCUUUUGGACGCAUCUGCAGCUGUUAAAGGAAUGCAACUUUGUAUCUGUAGUCCAUAAGCAGGCUGAAGAGCUACGCAAACCCAAACCGACCAAGCCAAGCGGCGCAACAACUGCCACCACAAGUAAUGCAGGACUCGAGCAGCGCAUUAUGAGGAAAUCGUAUCAAAGCGCCAAAGGGAAUGACUCUGGAGAAAACUCACCGGCGCCGCAAAGUCCCAACAACUACAACAGCGUUGGCUCUGGCAAUAAUGGACAGGUGCAACUGUGGCAGUUUCUGUUAGAGAUACUCACCGACAGCGAACACACAGACAUUAUUGAAUGGGUGGGCACCGAUGGCGAGUUUAAGCUGAGCGAUCCGGAUCGCGUGGCGCGCCUUUGGGGCGAGAAGAAGAACAAGCCUGCCAUGAACUAUGAGAAGUUAUCGCGUGCGCUGCGCUACUACUACGAUGGUGACAUGAUAUCCAAGGUGUCGGGUAAACGUUUUGCCUACAAAUUCGACUGCGAUCUGAAGCUGUUGAUUGGCUACGAUGCCUGUGAGUUGUCGCGGCUGGUGAACGAGCGUAAAUGGACGGAUCAGCAGAAAAUGGCACAACGUGAAGGCGUCAGUGAUAAGGCAUGACAUGCGGAAAUUGCCAUUA